AUGCCUCUUGUCAACACCACCGAGAUCAACGAGGACACUCGUGUCCUUGGAUACGACCCUCUCCUAUCACCUCAGUUCCUCCAGACUGAGAUCCCCGCGCCCGACCGUGCCAUUGAGGUUGUUCGUAAUGGCCGUAAUGAGGCCGUCGAAAUCAUCGAUCAGCGCGAUGACCGCUUGCUGGUUGUUGUCGGACCCUGCUCCAUUCACGACCCAGACACCGCACUCGAGUACGCCCGUCGGUUGAAGGAGCUCUCUGGCAAGCUGUCUAAAGAUCUUUUGAUCAUCAUGCGCGCCUACCUCGAGAAGCCCCGUACAACCGUCGGCUGGAAGGGUCUGAUCAACGACCCGGAUAUCGACGAGUCCUUCAAUAUUAACAAGGGUCUGCGCGUCUCCCGUAAGCUUUACGUCGACCUGACUUCUACCGGCCUCCCCAUUGCCAGUGAGAUGCUGGACACCAUCUCCCCCCAGUACUUGGCCGAUCUCAUUUCCCUUGGUGCCAUCGGUGCCCGCACCACCGAGUCCCAGCUGCACCGUGAGCUGGCCUCCGGUCUCUCCUUCCCCAUCGGUUUCAAGAACGGCACCGACGGUAACCUGACCGUUGCCAUUGACGCCAUCGGCGCCGCCUACCACCCCCACCGCUUCCUCGGUGUCACCAAGCAGGGUCUGGCCUCUAUCACCAAGACUGCCGGUAACGAGCACGGCUUCGUCAUUCUGCGUGGCGGAAACAAGGGCACUAACUACGACCGCGACAACAUCCGCACUGCGCGCCAGGCUCUGGCUUCCAAGAAGCAGCGUGAGGUCCUCAUGGUUGACUGCUCUCACGGAAACUCCAACAAGAACCACCUGAACCAGCCCAUCGUUGCCAAGGCCGUCUCUGACCAGCUGCGUGAGGGUGAGUCUGGUAUCAUCGGUGUUAUGAUCGAGUCCAACAUCUACGAAGGUAACCAGAAGGUCCCUCCCGAAGGACCCUCUCACCUUCUCAAGGGUGUCAGUAUCACUGAUGCCUGCAUCAACUGGGAGAUGACUGUUGAGGUGCUGACAGAUUUGGCCGAGGGUGUUCGCGCCCGUCGUGCACUUAAAUCCAAGUCGAAUGGCGUUAAUGGAUCGCAAUAA
Messenger RNA from Penicillium taxi, 1113 nucleotides. RefSeq names its product 3-deoxy-7-phosphoheptulonate synthase. The record is from RefSeq and is a predicted model, not a curated record. Gene Ontology annotation, biological process: aromatic amino acid biosynthetic process. The transcript has 3 exons. Bases 1 to 1113 code for a protein of 370 amino acids. Gene Ontology annotation, molecular function: 3-deoxy-7-phosphoheptulonate synthase activity. NCBI's taxonomy places the organism in Eukaryota, Fungi, Ascomycota, Eurotiomycetes, Eurotiales, Aspergillaceae. Gene Ontology annotation, cellular component: cytoplasm.